Messenger RNA from Entamoeba dispar SAW760, 1617 nucleotides. RefSeq lists its product as uncharacterized. The transcript has 2 exons. Lineage: Eukaryota; Evosea; Mastigamoebida; Endamoebidae. Gene Ontology annotation, molecular function: toxic substance binding. The record is from RefSeq and is a predicted model, not a curated record. The coding region runs from base 1 to 1617 and encodes 538 amino acids.
AUGAGUGGUGUUCAACCGACAGAAAUCGAGAUGCAAUUAAAUGACAACCAACCACAACCAACACAAAAAAAUCAAGUAAACGUAUUAGAUCCUAAUGAACUUAUGAAACCAUUACUUGCCAGUAUCUCUCCCAUUGGCUUAUGCCUAAUUUAUCUUGGAUUCCUUGCUCUUGUAGGGAUAUCUCUUGGACUAUCUUCUAUUGCACCCUCAAUGUACAUACAAGAAAGUAUUGGUACAUGGCAGUGUAAUAAUAGUACUAUUACUUCAUUUGAUGCAAACAAUUGUACUGGUCAAAAUUUAAUGAACAACGCACAAGUCAAAGGUCCAUUAGGUAUUUAUAAGAUAGGCCCAUUCUCUAUAUUAAAUAGAGAAUUUACAUUAAAUGGGAAAUUUAAAAAUAACUUAAAGUAUGGAUAUUUUAAAAAACAAAUUUUUGCUGAAGUAGGCAUUUAUACACCAUCAAAAGAUAAUGGUGAUAAUCCUCUUAUAGUAGAAGAAAAGACAAGAGAAUUUAUAGUAGAAUGUUUAAGUGGAGAAGAUUAUUGUAACUCAUUACCUAUUUAUGAAGAGUCAUUUACAAAUAAUUCAGAGUAUCUAAUUAGUAUUCAAUUUAUAAGUAGUAAAUUUAAUGAAACUGAUGUAGGAGAAUUUGUACUAGAACUAUCAGCAAUAUCAAGUCAUUAUACACUUUUUGAAUUAUGUUGGAAAUUUGUAUUUAUUUUCUAUUCAUGUAUUAUUGUUGGUAUUUACUUAUUCAUAUUUAGAACUUUUAUAUUUAAAACAUGGAUUUUUGAGGUUAAAUGGACAUUUAUUUUAUUAAUUAUUUUAGUAAUACAAAAUAAUCCUAUUUAUUCUUAUCAGUACACACUUGACACUUUUAUUCCAGAAUUAAUUAAUGUAACAGUUUAUUCAUUAUUCUAUGUAUUCUUAUUAUUCUAUGUCUUAAUUACUUUUGAAUUUUAUAGAUAUGGUAAAGGUACCAAACAAAUAAAAUAUUGGAUUCCUCGAAUAAUAUUCUUUUUGUUCUUUUUUGCUGCUGUUGAAUUAGUAUUUGUUUAUAAUAAAAGUGUUGGUUUAUCAGAUCCUUAUUAUAAUCCUUUAAAAGAUAUUACUAGUCUGGUAAUGGCAGUAAUUGCAUUAAUUUUUGUCAUUGCAUAUAUUUUCUGGCUUAUUUAUAUUUUAAUUCGAAGUUUUAGUGAUGGAAUUAAAUUAGGUAAAACAAAACGAAAACUUCGUCUAUUCGGUGGACUUACUAUGAUAUCAAUGAUGAUAUUUUUUAUGAUGCUAGCCCUUUCAUUCUUCUUUGGCAACCAACAAACACUUUCUAUUUCUUUAACAACAACAGCGUUCGUUAAUUUCUUCUGCACUUUAUUAGUUGUAAUUAAUAUCCCUCACCAAGGAGAAGAAAGUGCAAUUUGGUCUGAAGAACGUUCCAAAGUUAUUGCUGUUGAUGACUUAUUAGUUUAUAAACAAUUACCAGAUGAUGUUGUUUCUGAAUUAUCUUAUGAUGGUAAUGAUGAUAAACAUUUCUCUGAUUUAGAACACCAACAACAAAAUAGAUCAAAUCACUCAAAUGAAGCUGUGUUGUAUGAUGGUUCUGAAGCAAUAGAACUUUAA